Stomoxys calcitrans (stable fly) is the source of this 1024-nucleotide messenger RNA. Its product is annotated as nurim homolog. The coding region runs from base 161 to 919 and encodes 252 amino acids. Gene Ontology annotation, cellular component: nuclear membrane. The transcript has 3 exons. The record is from RefSeq and is a predicted model, not a curated record. Lineage: Eukaryota; Metazoa; Arthropoda; Insecta; Diptera; Muscidae.
UACAACUCUGAAAUUGGAAAAUUCCUUCAGCUGGGCUAGUGUAUCAAUUUGGCUUGAAGACCAAUUAUUGGAGUUUUAAAAAUCGACGCAGGAACAGACCAACAUAAACAGAACAUCAACAACAUUUUAUGAUACAGAGUCAGCGUUAUUUAAGCGGAAUAUGGCUUCUGUUAAACAAUACCUCGUUUUGCUACUCUCCUUGGCGUCUUUUGUCUAUACCAUUUAUGUGGUAACACAACUAAUACAGUUCCUCUCUGCGCCUAGAAAAACCUCGAAAAUAUACACCUGGGUUUUCCAUUUGCUGGACAACACAAGCCGCUUGGAAACCGCAUAUGGCCCUAUAGUUUUCAACACCCUUUAUUUGAUGCUUUUCAUAUUUCAACAUAGUUUUAUGAAGUCAGCAGUAAUUAAAAAAGUGGUACAGUCUUUGGGAUUGUCUACAGCAGAACGAGCUAUUUAUAGUCUGACAUCAUCUGCCUGCUUGCAUUAUUUGAUCAGAAAUUGGGUCACAGCCUCGUCGAUAAUCUUGUGGCAAGUUGAUGUUGAAGCCAAUAAAUGGAUGUGGUGGCUAUUUACUUUACUACAUGCAUUUGCUUGGAUGGUGAUUUGUGGAGGUAGCAUUAUUAUGGACCUACCGGAGCUUAUGGGCAUUAAACAACCUUAUUAUGACAUGAAAUCCUAUGCUCAACCAUUGGCCUAUAAAUCAUUCGAAUUAAGACACCUAUAUACACAUGUUAGACAUCCCUCCUUUGUGGGUUUGUCUGUCAUAUUAUGGGCCAGUAAUCUUAUGACUUUAGAUCGACUAUUGCUUGCUGUUAUGCUGACAUCUUACAUGUACUUUGCUUGGUCGACCGAUCAUAACGAUAUGAUAUAUCAAAAAUGUCAAUUACAGCGAAAAAGUGAUGAACUGAAAUCAUAGAGAAAUCUUCUGAAUAAAAUCAUCUAAUAUUUCAUAACAAUACUUUAAGGUUUAUUAGCAUUAACAUAUAUUUGUAAGACCAGUAAUAAAAACUACAUUACUUAA